UGUAUACAUAUAUAGGAUGUGCGGUACUGUGGUACAUAUGGGACAUUCUGGCAUGGGACUAGUGGCUUAUACAUGUUCUAAACAUGAAGUUUGAAUGUGGGCUGAGAGAGCAAAUAUGGAUUUGUUGUUGAAGGAUUUUUAGAGCUAGUGGGCAUGGUCGUUAAGAACCAAGAGUACUGGCAUGCUGUAAACCAAAAUAAUUGUGAUUUUGCUUUACCUCUAGGUAUACCAUGUAGUAACUAACCAUUUUUGUGUCAUUUAUUUUACUUCACAUUGCUCUAAAGUGUCAGUUUUGGUGUUGAUGCUACCACCUGCCAGCCUAGUGGUGGUGCUGGUCAGCAUGCUCUAAAUUGUUUGCAGGUCCAAAGGCAAUGGCAGCCAAUGAGCCAGGCUUCAUGGUGUCUGUGACAGGCCAGAUUGAGUCAGCAAGCCUGGCUGACUUUGAUGACGUCUACUGCCGCUACUCCUUCCACCAUGGCCCCGACUGGGAGAUGGUGGCGGGUCUGGACGAGGGUAUCUCGCAGAUCAGCAAGCGCAGCCAGGACGAGCGCCAGCUACUGGUCUGGAACCUGCCCGUCGAAGUGUCGUUCAAGUCCACCAACCCGCACGGCUGGCCGCAGCUGAUCGUCAGCUGUUACGGACCGGACCUGUUCGGCAAUGACGUCAUUCGUGGCUACGGCGUGUGUCACGUGCCGGUCUGCUCGGGGAGCCACCGGGUCAGGAUGGCCGUGUUUGUACCGGAGUCGACCUCACAGCUGCAGAAGCUGGCUUCCUGGUUCACGGGCCGCCGACCGGAGCUGGUCGACCCGGUAACGCUGGCGCUCGGCGAGGGCAGGGAGGUGAUGCGGGUCCGGUCGCAGGGCGUAGUCACCUGCCGGCUGCAGGUGCUCACCAAGGACCUGCGGCGGCUGGGCUAUGUCAGCGGGCGUCAGCCG
Molecule: messenger RNA, 935 nt
Organism: Pollicipes pollicipes
Lineage: Eukaryota; Metazoa; Arthropoda; Thecostraca; Pollicipedomorpha; Pollicipedidae
Product: B9 domain-containing protein 1-like
Exons: 5
Biological process (GO): cilium assembly
Cellular component (GO): MKS complex
Source: RefSeq, a predicted model, not a curated record